This is a messenger RNA of Myxocyprinus asiaticus (Chinese sucker), 595 nucleotides long. Its product is annotated as interleukin-8-like. The transcript has 3 exons. Gene Ontology annotation, biological process: cellular response to lipopolysaccharide; neutrophil chemotaxis; antimicrobial humoral immune response mediated by antimicrobial peptide. The record is from RefSeq and is a predicted model, not a curated record. The coding region runs from base 42 to 341 and encodes 99 amino acids. Gene Ontology annotation, molecular function: CXCR chemokine receptor binding; chemokine activity. Gene Ontology annotation, cellular component: extracellular region. Lineage: Eukaryota; Metazoa; Chordata; Actinopteri; Cypriniformes; Catostomidae.
AUUUUGAGAAGUUUUCUACUUGAGACGCUUUAAACAACACCAUGAACUUCCUCCUGUUGUUCACCUUAAUUGCAGCCAGCAUUCUCCUUUCCAGUGCGAUACAGCCUCUUGGCGCAGGUUACAACAGCCAUUGCAUGUGUUUAAAACUAGAGUCUAGGGUAAUCCCACCGGACAACCACCGAAGUGUGGAGAUCCUGCCUAAAGGUCCUCACUGCAAGACUACAGAGGUUAUUGCUGGUUUAUCAAGUGGAGAGAAGAUCUGCCUGAACCCCAGAACAUCAUGGGUUAAAAAACUCAUUCACUUUGAGAAAAAACAACAAGGGAUCAAGAAAGUCUUCUGACUAAUAUAACUUUGCUUCUCAUUGCUCACUUGUCACUUUGUUAGUCAUGUAGUGACUAAUGAUAUUAAUUAUUAUUGGUGUCACUGACGCCACAGAUGUGGUUAAACUGACUCUUUUCGGUUCUUGCAAAAUAAGUUGUGAUAACUCAUUUUUAGAGGCUUCAUCACUAUGUAUUUUGUGUUGUAUUCUUUGUCAAGAACUGUAUAUGGAUGAUUGUUGUGUUUUUUAUAUAAAGCCUUUGAAUAAAAAUGCCA